GCAUUCCCAGCCUUGCCUCGGGUGUAGGGAUUGCAAGGGAAAAGCAAAACUACACGGUCUAGACCUUGUGUAGUUUUGUUUUUUGGGUUAUAACGGGGCCCAACCGUUCUCACCUUGGAUUUUCUGGAAACAUUUUGGAUAAGAGGAUUGUUGCUGAGGCACUAGCCACCUGGGCACAGUCCCAUCAAAUAUAGGCAGCCUUGUGAUACAAGGUGCCUUCCACCAUGUCAACACAAGCUCCAACAUUUACACAGCCGCUUCAGAGCGUUGUGGCACUUGAGGGUAGUGCUGCAACAUUCGAAGCUCAAGUUAGUGGUAAUCCAGUUCCAGAGGUGAGCUGGUUUCGUGAUGGCCAGGUUCUUACUGCUGCCGCUCUGCCCGGCGCUCAGAUCUCGUUCAGCGAUGGCCGCGCUGUUCUGAUGAUCCCCGCCGUGACAGCCGCACACAGUGGAAGAUUUUCUGUGAGAGCCACCAAUGGCGCUGGACAAGCCACUAGCACAGCUGAACUGCUGGUUACAGCGGAAACUGCGCCACCAAACAUCAUUCAAAGACUACAGAGUAUGACUGUGAGACAAGGGAGCCAAGUGAGACUGGAUGUUCGAGUUACAGGAAUCCCUGCACCUGUGGUGAAGUUCUACAGAGAGGGAGCUGAGAUUCAGAGCUCUGCUGACUUUCAGAUUGUUCAAGAUGGAGACCUUUACAGUUUGUUGAUUGCCGAGGCCUUCCCUGAAGAUUCUGGAACUUAUUCUGUCAGUGCUUCUAACAGCAGUGGGCGUACUACUUCUACAGCUGAACUUCUGGUUCAAGGUGAGGAGGUUGCAGUGCCUGCAAAGAAGACCAAGACUUUUGUUUCAACUUCUCAGAUUUCACAGACUCGCCAGGCUAGAGUUGAAAAGAGAAUGGAGGCCUCCUUUGAGUCCACAGCCAUGAUGGAAAUGGAAAUAGAGGAUGGUGAUUUGGCUCACAAGACACCACCUCGUGUGCCUCCAAAGCCGACUUCCAAGUCCCCAACCCCACCAACAGGGGUGUCAAAGGUUGCAGCUACGCGCCAUCAGUCACCCUCUCCUGUGAGGCCUGUUAAAGCCCCCAUUCACACACCUCACAGGCCUGCUUCCCCUUCAAGACUGUCUGUGUCCCCUAUCAGACCAGUGAAGUCUCCAAUGACUAUACACAAACAAGUCGCACAGGCUGCAGAUAUUCUGCCUCCUUGGAAGCAGGAGGGUUAUGUGGGAGAGUCCAGCUAUACCAGCAUGACUACUGGGGCUUCAUAUGUUCAGACCUCCUCCACAUUUGUCCAUAAGGAGCAGCAAUGGGAAGGUUCUUUUGCUAUGCAGCAACAAGCCAGUGGAGUCGCUGUCAAAGAAAUUGUUGAGACUGCAGCAAUCCCAUCCCUAACAAAAGAGCAAGUGAUGCCGCCAACUAUUGUGGCUGGUUUAAAGAAUGUGACUGUUACCGAAGGAGAGUCUGUGUCUCUGGAGUGCCAGAUUUCAGGCCACCCCACCCCAGCUAUUAUGUGGUUCAGAGAAGAUUACAGAAUCGAGAACUCCAUUGACUUCCAGAUCACUUAUGAAAGCAGCUAUGCCCGCUUGGUGAUCCGUGAGGCCUUUGCUGAAGACAGUGGCCGCUUCACUUGCACUGCUACCAGUGAGGCUGGAACUAUCAGCACCUCCUGCUACCUGCUUGUCAAAGUCUCAGAAGACAUUGAAAGCCGGGAGGAUUUCUCUACUGUUGCUGAACACAUUGAAAUGUCUGCUCAGGAAAGACAGGUUACAGUUGAAGCAAAAGAGGAGACAAUGUCUGAAAUAAGUGCAGUCUCUGAGCAUAUGGAAGCUGGAGCAGGUGUUGCCCCUUUCUUUGUGAAGAAACCCACAGUGCAGAAGCUUGUGGAGGGCGACAGCAUAAUCUUUGAUUGCCAGGUUGGAGGAAGCCCCAAGCCUCAUAUUUACUGGAAGAAAAGUGGAAUUCCACUUACUACUGGAUACAGGUACAGAGUAGCCUAUAAUAAGGACACAGGAGCAUGCAAGCUUGAGAUCUCCAUGACAUUUGCUGAUGAUGCAGGAGAGUACACCAUCUUUGCUAGGAACCCACUUGGAGAGAUCUCUGCAUCAGCCAUGCUGCUUGAUGAAGAGGCAUAUGAGCUGUAUGUGAAGAAACAAGAAGAGACAUUCAAGACAGAAGUAACUACUAUUAUAGAGGAGCCAAAAGUGGCUGACAUACCUGCUGUUGUUGAGACUGUAACUGAGAAAGAGCAGAUGCUCAUACAAAGGAGGAUGGCUCAACAAACCCAGAUGAUGCAGUCCUUCAUUUCAGAGCAGGAGUUCCAAAUAUCUAACUUGGAGCAGAGAUUCAUCCAAGAAAUUGAGUUCCACCUACUCAAGAUUACCUACCAGGAGUUGGUGACUGAGGAUGGGGAGCAGUUGGAUAUGAGUGUUUCUGAACAUGAUGCUAUUUCUCCUGUCUUUAAUACUCCAGUUAAAAGUUACAGACUCAGGGAGGGAAUGAGUGCAACUUUCCAUUGCAGAAUGACAGGAACCCCUCUCCCUAAGAUAACCUGGUACAAAGAUGGCAAGCGCAUCAUACAUGGAGGCCGUUAUCAGAUAGAGGUUCUGCUGGAUGGUAGAGCCAGUCUACGUCUUCCUACGGUGCUGGCAGAAGAUGAGGGUGUCUACACUGCUUUGAUCAGUAACAUAAAGGGUAAUGCUGUCAGCUCUGGAAAGAUGUAUGUGGAGCCAACUGGUGUAACACAAACAACGCUUCCUCAGCCAGGAGGAGUUCAAAGAAUUAGGUCCACAUCACCACGCUCCACAAGUCGUUCUCCAGGUCGAUCACCUUCCCGAAGACUUGAUGAGACAGAUGAGGCCCAGCUAGAAAGACUCUACAAGCCUGUGUUUGUACAGAAGCCCUCUUCCUUUAAGUGCUCUGAGGGACAGACUGCAAGAUUUGAUCUGAAAGUUGUUGGAAGACCCAUGCCUGAAACUUACUGGUUCCACAAUGGACAACAGGUAGUCAAUGACUACACCCACAAGAUUGUGGUAAAGGAGGAUGGAACUCAAUCAAUGAUUGUGGUUCCUGCCAUGCCUCAGGACUCUGGAGAGUGGACGGUUAUUGCUCAGAACAGAGCUGGAAAAACAACUGUAUCUAUGACUCUCACUGUUGAAGCCAAGGAAAACUUGGUGAGACCACAGUUUGUUGAGAAGCUAAGAAACAUCAGCGUUAAAGAGGGUACUUUGGUUGAGCUAGCUGUUAAAGCUAUUGGCAACCCCCUUCCUGACAUUGUUUGGCUGAAGAACAGUGACAUAAUCUCCCCACAUAAACACCCACAUAUCAGGAUUGAGGGGGGUAAAGGAGAAGCUCAUUUCAAGAUUCCAUCAAGUACAGGAUCUGAUAGCGCAUGGUACACUGCUACAGCUAUCAACAAAGCUGGCAGAGAUACCACACGUUGCAGAGUUAAUAUUGAGGUGGAUGCAGUACGGCCUCAGCCUGAGAAAAAGCUUGUAAUUCCCAAGGGAACCUACAAGGCCAAAGAAAUUGCUGCACCAGAGUUAGAGCCACUGCAUCUUCGCUAUGGUCAGGAACAAUGGGAAGAUGGUGACCUCUAUGAUAAGGAGAAGCAACAGAAGCCUCACUUCAAAAAGAAGCUUACCUCAGUCAGGCUGAAGCGAUUUGGACCUGCACACUUUGAGUGCAGACUGACCCCUAUUGGUGACCCGACCAUGAAUGUUGAGUGGCUGCAUGAUGGCAAACCAUUGGAAGCUGCUAACAGACUACGCAUGGUCAAUGAGUUUGGCUACUGCAGUCUUGACUAUGAAGCUGCUUAUUCCAGAGAUAGUGGUGUCAUUACAUGCAGAGCCACCAACAAGUUUGGAGUUGACCAGACAUCUGCUACACUAAUUGUUAAAGAUGAGAAAAGCCUUGUUGAGGAAACACAGUUGCCAGAGGGAAGGCGAGGUCAAAUAAUAGAUGAAAUAGAGCGUAUUGCCCAUGAGGGUGGCCCCUCUGGAGUUAGUGGAGAUGAUAACUUUGAGAAGACUAAGCCAGAGAUUGUGCUACUUCCAGAGCCAGUAAGAGUUAUGGAGGGAGAAUCAGCCAAAUUCCGCUGUAGGGUGACAGGCUACCCUACCCCAAAAGUCAACUGGUACCUCAAUGGACUGCUCAUCCGCAAGAGUAAAAGAUUUAGAAUUCAGUUUGAUGGUAUUCACUACUUGGAAAUCGUAGACACCAAGUCAUAUGAUUCAGGUGAUGUCAAAGUUGUGGCUGAAAACCCUGAAGGUGUUACCGAGCAUCUUGUGAAAUUUGAGAUUCAGCAAAAGGAGGACUUCAGGUCAAUCCUGCGCCGUGCUCCUGAGAUCAAGGCUCCUGCUCCUGCACCAUCACAAGAGCAUGGUAGAGUCUCAUUUGAGGUUGUCAAAGCAGAGAAACCAUCUGUAACCUCUAAAGAACCAAAGGAGGUGGUCAAGCUGAGGAAAACCGAGAGAGUGUUCCAUGAGAAAUCAACAGAAGAAACAGAAGAACUGAGAAGCAAAUUCAAGCGUAGGACCCAGGAAGGCUACUAUGAAGCAAUAACUGCCGUAGAUCUGAAGUCCCGCAAGAAGGAUGAGUCUUAUGAGGGUAUGCUAAAGAAGAGGAAAGAAGAGCUUCUUCAUCGCAACAAAGAACUAGGGCUUGAAGCUGAGAAGAAAAAAGAAGAGGAGGGUAAACUCACCAUUCCCAAAGUCAAGCCAGAUAAAAUUGUGCUCUCUCCAAGCAUGGAGGCUCCAAAGAUCAUCGAACGGAUCCAGAGCCAGACAGUUGCCCUGGGAGAUGAAGUACACUUCCGUUGUAGAGUCACCGGUAAACCAGAUCCAGAAUGUCAGUGGUUCAAGAAUGGUAUCUUGUUGGAGAAGUCAGACCGGGUUUACUGGUAUUGGCCAGAAGACCAUGUGUGUGAAUUAGUGAUAAAAAAUGUCUUAGCUGAGGACUCAGCAAGUGUAAUGGUCAAAGCCAUGAACAUUGCUGGAGAGACCUCAAGCCAUGCUUUCCUGCUGGUUCAAGGCAAACAAGUUGUCUCUUUUACACAACUUCUAGAAGAUCAGAAUGCUAAAGAAAAGGACACCAUGAUGACCUUUGAAUGUGAGACGAAUGAGCCAUUUGUUAAGGUCAAGUGGAUGAAGAACAAUGCAGAAAUUUUCUCAGGUGACAAAUACAGAAUGCACUCUGACAGAAAGGUGCACUUCCUGUCAGUGCUGAUUAUUUCUAUGAAGGACGAAGCCGAGUACAGUUGUGUGGUUGUUGACGAUGACCACAUAAGAACCAGCGCCUCACUUUAUGUUGAAGGUGCACCACUUGGAAUUGUAAAGAACCUUGAGAAUACAGAAGUACCUGAGACAUACUCUGGAGAGUUUGAGUGUAUCUUGUCCCGUGAGGAUGCUGAAGGCACCUGGUAUUUUGAGAACAAAGAAAUCACUCCUAGCCUUAAAUAUGUUGUGUCUGCACGUCGUGGUCGUCAUAGUCUUUCUGUGAAAGAUGUUAAGAAGCAGGACCAAGGAAAAUACACUUUCAAAGUGGGAGAUCUUAAGACAAGUGCCUCCCUUAAGAUGACAGUGCGUCCUGUGACUCUGAUGCAAGGUCUUUCUGACCUGACAAUCUGUGAGGGUGAUAUUGCCCAACUUGAGGUGCGAUUCUCUCAGGAGAAUGUGGAGGGCUCAUGGAUGAUGAAUGGUCAAGCCAUCUCUGCUUCCAAUAAGAUUCACAUGGUCAUUGACAAAGUCACCCAUAAGCUUCUCAUUGAGGACGCCAGUAAGGGUGAUGCAGGAAUGUACUCCUUUGUUGUUCCUGUUCAGGACAUUUCUACAAAGGGAAAGCUAACAGUUCAAACUAUUGGCUUCUUGACACCAUUAAAAGACGUUUCCACAGUAGAAGGCACUAAAGCUGUCCUUGAGGCUAAAAUCUCGGCUCCUGAUAUAACUUCAGUAAAAUGGUUCCAAAAUGACAAGCUGGUGACAGCAAGUGAUAGAGUCCAGAUGGUUGUCAAAGGAUCCAAACAGAGACUGGCAAUUAACAGGACCUAUGCAUCAGAUGAAGGACAAUAUAAACUGAUUGCUGGCAAAGUAGACUCAACCUGUAAACUUUCUAUCCAGCCUGUAUCUAUUGUUAAGCACAUGGAGGACUGCGUUUGCACAGAGACCCAGAAUGUCACCUUUAAAGUGGAGGUAUCUCAUCCUGGCAUUGAUGCUCUCUGGACUUUCAAGGGUCAACCUUUAAAAGCAGGUCCAAAGUACAAGAUUGAGGGCAAAGGUACACACUAUAGCCUCACUGUUUUGAAUGCCAUGAAGGAUGAGGAAGGAGAGUACAUGUUUAUGGCUGGUGAGAAGGAAUCUAGAGCAAGGCUUAUUGUAUCAGGUGGUGCUAUAAACAGGCCACUCCAUGAUGUGACUGUAGCAGAAUCCCAAACUGCUGAGCUGGAGUGUGAAGUUGCUAACCCUACUACAGAAGGCAAAUGGCUCAAAGAUGGCCACCCUGUUGACUUCAGCGAUAAUAUCAUAAGUGAAAAUAACGGCGCUGUUAGACGCCUUGUCAUCGGCAUCACCAGGCCACAGGAUGUUGGAGAGUACACCUACCAGGUGGCAAACUCCAAGACAUCUGGCAACUUGAAGGUUGAAGCUGUUAAAAUCAGGAAGACAAUGAAGAACCAAACCGUUACUGAGACCCAGGAGGCAGUAUUCAGUCUUGAACUCACCCAUUUAGAUGUGAAAGGAUCCCAGUGGAUCAAGAAUGGUGUUGAGAUUCAUCCAAGUGAUAAAUUUGAGAUAACAGUUGAUGGCAUGGUUCACACCUUGAAAAUCAAGAACUGCAACUCCCAAGAUGAAUCAGUCUAUGGUUUCAAACUUGGAAAACUGUCUGCUAAUGCCAGACUAAAUGUUGAAACUAUCAAAAUUGUGAAAAAACCAAAGGAUGUGACAUCACUGCUGGGGGCAACUGCCUCAUUUGAGCUGAGUUUGUCCCAUGAUGACAUUCCAGUUAAGUGGAUGUUCAACAACCAGGAGCUCGAGCCGACUUCAAAUAUUCAAAUACUGUCUGAGCGGAAAGCCCACAAACUUGUCAUUCAGAGUGUUGAAGGUCACUUGGCAGGAGAAUACAUUGCUGUGGUCGGGCAUCUGCACUGCAGUGCUCAUCUUCAUGUUGAAUAUUUGAGAGUCACAAAACCUCUGAAGAACAUUGAGGUUCCAGAAACCCAUGUGGCCACGUUCGAGUGUGAAGUUUCACAUUUCAAUGUUCCAUCCACCUGGCUGAAAAAUGGAGUUGAGAUUGAGAUGAGCGAGAAGUUUGGACUUGUGGUGCAGGGCAAACUUCAUCAGCUGAAAGUCAUGAAUGCCAGCCAGGAGGACAUUUCAGAAUACACAUUUGUGUGUGGAAAUGACAAAGUCUCUGCUACCCUGACUGUAAAACCAAUUCUGAUCACAUCCAUGCUUCAGGACAUCAAUGCUAAAGAAAAAGACACUGUUACAUUUGAGGUGACCGUCAACUAUGAAGGCAUCACCUACAAAUGGCUGAAGAAUGAAGUAGAAAUAAGAUCCAGUGAUAGAUGCCAAACUCGCUGCAAACAGUUCACCCACUCUCUCACUAUCCGAAAUGUUCACUUCGGGGAUGGUGGAGAGUACAAGUUUGUGGCUGGAUCUGCUGAAACAUCUGCAAAACUCUUUGUUGAUGCUCGUGUGAUUGAAUUCACCAAGCACAUUAAAGAUAUAAAGGUAACUGAGAAGAAGAAGACUAUAUUUGAAUGUGAGCUCUCUGAACCCAACAUCCCUGUGAUGUGGAUGAAGGAUGGGCAGGAGUUUGAGUUGUCUGACAGGUUCAAAGCCACCACUGACAAAUUCCUGCAGCGUUUGAUGAUCCAGUCAGUUCGCAUGUCUGAUGCCGGAGAGUUCUCUGUGGUUGCUGGUGCAAGUGUUUCCAAGGCAAACCUCAUAGUGGAGGGCAAGGAUGUCCGCAUCUCUGAGCCUGCUGAGAAGGACAUCACUGUGGUUGAGAAACAGAGGGCUACAUUUGAGUUUGAAGUUAAUGAGGAUGAAAUUGAAGGUCGCUGGCUGAAAAAUGGUGUUGAAAUUCAAUCUUUUGAGGAGCGCUUUAACUAUGUGACAGUUAGAAAGACACAUCGCUUGACAAUCACUGAGACUUACAGAAGUGAUGCUGGAGAAUAUACAUUUAUAGCAGGAAAGAACAGGAGCACAGUCAAUCUACAUGUCCAGAGUGAGUGUACAGUUCCGAUAUCUAUAAAUAUAUUUAAAUAAAUGUUCAGUUUAUUUUGCUUACAAAUUUUACACUGCCAUUCAAAA
Molecule: messenger RNA, 8312 nt
Organism: Rhinichthys klamathensis goyatoka
Lineage: Eukaryota; Metazoa; Chordata; Actinopteri; Cypriniformes; Leuciscidae
Product: titin-like
Exons: 32
Coding region: 225-8267 (2680 amino acids)
Source: RefSeq, a predicted model, not a curated record